AUGGCGAAGAGGGAAAACAAUUUCAUAUUUGGAGAUACUUUGGGUGAAGGUUCCUUUGGUGCUGUAGUUCUCACAACAGACAAAGACGACGGGCGGCAAUUCGCAACAAAAAUCCUUGACAAAAGUCAAAUCAUUCGAUUGAAAAAACAUGCAACUGUUAAGCGAGAGCGUGACAUCAUGUCGAUGUGUCAGUCCAGUUACAUCGUUAAGUUAUUCUACACCUUCCAAAAUGAGACUUCUCUAUUCUAUGUCUUGGAGUUAUGCCCCAAUAGAGACCUGAAAUUUUAUUUCAACAAGUAUGGCUCCUUUAGUGAGAAAGUAACUCGAUUUUAUAUAGCAGAGAUCUCGUACGCAGUCAAGUAUCUUCACUCCCUCCACAUCAUCCACCGGGACUUGAAACCCGAAAACGUCCUGUUGAGUAGUACAAUGCACGUCAAAAUCACUGAUUUUGGAACGGCUUGUGUGCAAUCGCCCGAAGCCCCUCCCCGCAAAUCGAGUUUUGUUGGUACCCCCGAAUACGUUGCUCCUGAAAUUAUCAACGGAGCUGUUGGGUUCAACAAAGGAGUCGAUUAUUGGUCGAUCGGGUGUAUGCUCUUCCAGUUCUUGACCGGCGAAUUCCCGUUCAGAGGGAAGUCCGACAAACUCACCUUCGACGCAAUCAAUGCGGCAAGUCCUUCCUACCCGCACAACAUGCCGCCCAACGCAAUGAGCCUUUGCCAAAAGUUGAUGCAAGUCGAUAUGAACACGCGAGUUGGUGUCAAAAACUUCGAGGAGUUGGAAACACACCCAUUCUUCUGUGGGACCAAAUUCGACGACUUGAAGAAUCAAACGCCUCCACCUUUCGAGCCGGGAUUGGCGGUCCCAAAAGUCGAAAAUUUCACAUAUCCGGGUUUACUGAAAGAAGGCGAACACGUCAUCUUGUAUAGACAAGUUUGGAAGAGAAAAGGGUUGUCGAGAAACAAACGUGACUUGAUAUACACAGACUUACCACGGCUCUUCUACACCGUCGCAAAAACCCCAAAUAUUAAGGGUGAAAUACCUCUGAGUUCAAAGACUACUGUCCACUUGGUCAAAGGAUCGCAGUUCGUUAUUAGAGUGCCCGGGAGAGACUACCAAUUGGAGGAUGUCCAAGGCGAGCCUCAAAAGUGGAUUGAUGUGUUUGAAUCUACGUCUCAUAAAUGGCCUAAAGAAAAUUGA
Messenger RNA from Entamoeba invadens IP1, 1197 nucleotides. Its product is annotated as serine/threonine protein kinase ppk21, putative. Gene Ontology annotation, molecular function: protein serine/threonine kinase activity; ATP binding. Lineage: Eukaryota; Evosea; Mastigamoebida; Endamoebidae. The transcript has 3 exons. The record is from RefSeq and is a predicted model, not a curated record. Gene Ontology annotation, biological process: intracellular signal transduction; peptidyl-serine phosphorylation. The coding region runs from base 1 to 1197 and encodes 398 amino acids.